UUCAGGCGACGCUGCCAGCGUGACGUAUAAUCUAGUGGACGGUUCUUCAGAAACAGCUCGUCAACCACCUCGGUAGCUUGCUAGCCAAUAUAGCCGAUAGAUUCAAGAUAUUUAUACGAUUUCGGUGUAUAUUAGCUACUGUGUUUUAGACACACUUCUGUGUCUAAACUUGUUAACCUGUUUAAUUUAAUAUUACGUUAUUUUGUAUUAGUCAGCUUUAGUAGCUGGCUGGUUUAAGUUAGCAGGAGCCUAGUCGCUAAUGAUAGCUAGCUAGCUAACAUCCCCGACCAUGAGCUCCCUAAACUACUCUCCUCCUGUUAAAGAAGAUGAGGUCUGCUGGACGGAGAAAGAGGGUCUGUGGCAGAACAUUGUUGUGAAAGAGGAGAAGGAAGAGGAGGAUGUUACAGUAAAACAAGUAGAAGGUGAGGCUGUUACAGUGAAAGAAGAGAAAGACGUUUCAGUGAAAGAAGAGGAAGACGUUUCAGUGAAAGAAGAGGAAGACGUUUCAGUGAAAGAAGAGGAAGACGUUUCAGUGAAAGAAGAGGAGGAGGGGGAGAUUACUGUCACAUUGGAGGAAGAAGAGGAGGUUGGUGAUCUGUUUAACACCAGAGAGAGACGGGACUACCGUGGAUCCUCUGGGGAGUCUCAACAACCUCAUGAUGCUGACAAGGCAGAGAAGAGUCUCUCUAGAUCAGAACACCUCAAAAAACGCCUGCAGAGAUCCACAGGGAAGAGAACUCACUGCUGCUCUGACUGUGGGAAGAGUUUCACCUCAUCAGGCAUUAAAAUUCAUCAGAGAAUCCACACAGGAGAGAAACCUUAUAGCUGUAAUCAAUGUGGGAAGAGUUUUGUUCAAUCUGGCUCUCUGACUUUACACCAGAGAACACACACAGGAGAGAAACCUUAUAGCUGUGAUCAAUGCGGGAAGAGUUUUGUUCAAUCUGGCCAGCUGACUUUACACCAGAGAACACACACAGGAGAUAAACCUUAUAGCUGUGAUCAAUGUGGGAAUAGUUUUACUGCAUCUAGCUAUCUGACUGUACACCAGAGAACACACACAGGAGAGAAACCUUUUAGCUGUGGUCAAUGUGGGAAGAGUUUUACUUCAUCUAGCUCUCUGACUGAACACCAGAGAAUACACACAGGAGAGAAACCUUAUAGCUGUGGUCAAUGUGGGAAGUGUUUUACUACAUGUGGCUCUCUGACUCAACACCAGAGAAUACACACAGGAGAGAAACCUUAUAGCUGUAAUCAAUGUGGGAAGGGUUUUAUUCGAUCUGUCCACCUGACUCAACACCAGAGAACACACACAGGAGAGAAACCGUAUAGCUGUAAUCAAUGUGGGAAGGGUUUUGGUCAAUCUGGAGAGCUGACCCGACACCAGAGAACACACACAGGAGAGAAACCUUAUAGCUGUAAUGAAUGUGGGAAGAGUUUUACUAGAUCUGGCUAUCUGACUUCACACCAGAGAACACACACAGGAGAGAAACCUUAUAGCUGUAAUCAAUGUGGGAAGAGUUUUACUAGAUCUGGCUAUCUGACUUUACACCAGAGAACACAUACAUAAGAUAAAUCCUUACAGCUGUGCUCAAUGUGGGAAGAGUUUUACUGAGUCUAGCACUGACUAAUCACCAUAGAACACACACAGGAGAGAAACCUUAUAGCUGUGACCAGACUUAAUCUGGUAAAAUAUCAGAAACUACAUACAUGGAGUCGUUUCAUGUUAUCAAUGAAUUAAUGUCACAAUGUGGUAUGUUUUAACAUUGUAUUAGGAAUAUUUUAAUAGUCUCAAUGUAGAAGCCUAAACGUUUUCCCCCUCGUCAAUUGAUUUCAACAUGAUAUGGAUUUUAGGCUCAGGGGAAAAAUCCAGGCUCUGAAAUGGAAUAGUACUAAUUUAUGUGAUUUAACAAAAAAAGAGUUGUGUUACACUUAGUUGGCGACCCACUUGAAUCAAAAUGUAGCGAGCUGUUUUCUACUAAUUGUCCUCUAACCAGGGAUGUACACAUUACUCCCAGAUUCCGUGUGGUUUUUGAGCUGUUAGUUGUGCGCUGCCCUAAGGGACUCCCAAUCACGGCCUGUUAUGAUACAGCCUGGAUUUGAACCAGGGUCUGUAGUGACGCCUCCAGCGAGAUGCAGUGCCUUAGACCGCUGCGCCGCUGGUGUGAUAAAGGCGUGGGAUUCUGGGUAAUCCACAGCAGAUUUAUGGAGAACUUGAAAAUUGAGUGGUCCUGGGAUAGAAAUGUAUAAAAUUGACAUUACAUCAUAAAAUCCACGUUUUAAAUCACACAUUAGCAAUUUAUGUUUUAGAAACUACUGUUGUUGGUUUGGCGUCAAAUAAGCCUCUUUAUAUGUUAUUUGCCAAAUCUCUGUUUUCCAUGUGGGUUCUAUGCUAAAGAUCCCUCUUUCAAGUUGGUAUCGAACUGGAAAAUACAUCUUUAGGAGUGCUAUCCACACUGUGGGGGCGGCAGGGUAGCCUAGUGGUUAGAGCAUUGGACUGGUAACCGAAAUAUUGCAAGUUCAAAUCCCCGAGCUGACAAGGGUAAUUUAUGACAAAAGUAUAAAGUAUAUGUUUUAUAAACUCAUGAACACCAGCCAGUUUAUCAGCCCGGCUUUGUUCAUUUAGGUGUAUUAUACUUCUUCGCCACCAGAGGGGAACAUUGAGUAAUUUUCCAUGUCAAUUUGAUAUAUUUUUAUACUAAAAUGGAUGACAGUUUAUUUUGAUGUUGUGAAUAUGAGACACAUGGAAACAAUUGAUUCAUUUAUAGUAGUAAAUUAGGAAUUAGUAGGAAUUGUUAAAUCCACUAUACGAUCACAAUGACUUUGAUAGACAUUUCAACUGUUUUUUUUGUUAGUAUAUUACAGGGCAGAUUCAUGUAGAAUUGCUGUGGGAGUGGUAUUUAUAUCCCGUCACUACUGAUCAUUCAUCCAUACUGUGUGUGUCUCAUCAUUGCAGCUUUGGAAAUAAAUGAACUAUUCAUU
This is a messenger RNA of Oncorhynchus keta (chum salmon), 2979 nucleotides long. Its product is annotated as zinc finger protein 180-like. The record is from RefSeq and is a predicted model, not a curated record. Gene Ontology annotation, molecular function: DNA-binding transcription activator activity, RNA polymerase II-specific; RNA polymerase II cis-regulatory region sequence-specific DNA binding. NCBI's taxonomy places the organism in Eukaryota, Metazoa, Chordata, Actinopteri, Salmoniformes, Salmonidae. Gene Ontology annotation, cellular component: nucleus. Gene Ontology annotation, biological process: regulation of transcription by RNA polymerase II. Bases 290 to 1567 code for a protein of 425 amino acids. The transcript has 2 exons.